Nematostella vectensis (starlet sea anemone) is the source of this 657-nucleotide messenger RNA. Its product is annotated as CUB domain-containing protein 2-like. The record is from RefSeq and is a predicted model, not a curated record. The transcript has 3 exons. Lineage: Eukaryota; Metazoa; Cnidaria; Anthozoa; Actiniaria; Edwardsiidae. Bases 118 to 657 code for a protein of 179 amino acids.
AAUAGGAAGAAUUUGUUUACGGCAUUAUUUAACUCGCUAAUCUAAUUGUCUACAUCAAUACUUUAAAAUUAUGAUUUACAGGUCUCCUUUCAAGCGGCAUCCGUUGAUCAUUCGUCCAUGUUUGCAUUGGGGGGUGUCUGGUUUAGCUCUGGGUAUUGUGCAACCGCGCCUCUAACAGCAGCUUCAGCAUGUAAUGAACACUUCACAGCGCCAUACGGGAACAUCACUUCUCCAAACUACCCCGGAUAUUACCCACGUGACACCAAAUGCGAGUGGCGGAUAACCGCCCCUGUCGACCACGUGAUCAGGAUUACAUUACGGUCUUUCCAAUUGGCUGAGCUACCACGCUGCACAGGAGACUAUCUUGAGUUGCAUGACGGGAUACCUAGUGCUUCUCACAAAUCGUCGGUGAUUGGACGAUUUUGCGGCAAUUACUACCCACCUGUUGUUGAGUCGUCGGCUAAUCGGAUGGCUGUUGUUUUUAAAAGCAGCAGCAGCGCUGUUCCCGCAUCUGGAUUCUUGCUCUAUUACGAGGUUUUCGGGUCCAUUCCCAAUCGGAAGGGGUUGGGAGAGCUGGCCGAGAGAGUAGGGUCUGUCCUAACACGUGCCCUCCCUGGAAGGAUGCUCUCUUCACAUGCUGAAGAAGUGCCGCCCUAG